GACCACAGAGGGGAAAUGGUUUUCAGGGGCUUAUAGAUGUUUAUAUAGUAUCUCUACUCCUAAAAAUUGUGUAAGAGGGACGCCGGCGUCCGUCGUACGUCCGCCUGGUGCGUCCGUCGUCUCCCCCGUUUCGUUCAGCCUCGGGCGGUCGCAGAUCACUCGGCGAUCGAUCGGAGCCGCUCUCAGGGCCUCCCCCGACCCACCCGCACGCCCUCGCCCUUGCGACACCCUCCGCCGCGCUGCGAGAUCGCGACCCUGCCAACCCGCGACCCCCUCCUCUGCCGCGCCACCGGAUCUCCGCUCGCCGAUCGUGCCCUCGCCCUCGCCCAGCGCCGCCGCUCGCCGCAGCGCCCAACUCUGCCUCCCCGACGCGCGCGGGUCGCCGGAUCUCCGCGUGAGAUUAACAGCCCACCUCGCCGCUGCCCUGCCGUCUACGCGCCGGAUGAACAGGCGUGCGGGCGCGAGCCUCGGGCGGAUCGAGCCGGCGUCCUCGCUCCAUCGGCCUGCCUCUAUGCCAUCUGCACCCUCAGAUUUUGGUCGCCCUACAUGCAGAUCCUCCCCCUCCUCCCCGGCCUACGGGCGGGCAGGCGGCGAGGACGGAGUCCGCCGGCGUCACCGUCGCCAUCCGCGUGCCGCAGUUAAAGUUGGCUUAGGAUGAUUUGGUCGCGGGAGGCCAAUUCGGGUUGGUUGGUUUCUCUGCAGCAUCAGCAUCAGAUCCGGUGGUUGUGGCCCAGAUCUUCGUCCGCCCCGCCUCCCAAAAGAUCUUGGAGAACCCGGUCGUCAUCGCCUUUGGAAAGGUGCCCUGAUUCUUUCGUCUGCUCUGGAUUUUUCGUUCUUAUCCUGAUCCGGGUUCUGUGAUGCGAUUUCUGUUCUAGAAAGCUUGUUCAUGGAGAAUCUAUACUUGUUUUGUAGUGUUGGAUGACAGAUGCAUUUAUUUGGAUCUUGGCACCCAGUAGUUUGGACUGAUUGCAAUUUCUGACAAUCUUACUAUUCUGAACAUGUUCAGGUUUUUGAUAAUCUAUCUAUUCUGGACAUGUUCAGGUUCCGAUAAGCUUACUCUGAUCUUAGCAGUAUUGAUGUAUUGCAAUGUGCCAAUAUGAAAUUUAGCUAUAUCUGAAAUUGUUCAGGUUGUGGUAGUUAGAGAAAAUUACUCUUAUCAUAUCAGUCAAAUAUCCAAGCUCAAAGUUCCGCUAGGCGACGCCUUAGGCGCGCCUAGGCGCGACUAGGCGCUAGUCGAUGCCUGUCCGCCUGGCUUAGGGGGAAGGCGGAGGUCUAGGCGAGCGCGGCGCCUAGGCGACUCCAGGCGGCGAUUCGGCGCGCGGAGGCGCCCUAGGCGAGCGCAGAGGCGGUCGUCGUGGCCAGUCGCGCGAAAGUUUCCGCUCCCGCGGUGGGCGCGCGCGCAGACACCUUCGAGCGCGGGAAAAGAACCCCCGCGCGGGAAAAAUAAGACGGGGAGGAGGUCGCGCGUGCGCGGAAAGGAAGCCGCGGGCUCGGACAGCUGCUCACCUGCCUCGAAGCUCGAAGGUCGUCGUCACCACCGGUCGAGCUCGUCCACGCCUUCCUCAUCCUCCGCCAGGAGCUCCUCCCCGCCUCACCGCCGGUGCAUCCCUCCCGCCGCCGCCUGGAGCUCCUCCACGCCUCUCGCACCCCUCCCCGACGGCUGCUCCUGCUCCCCUCCCUCCUCCCCCAGUGGUAGCCCCAAGUGGCAAGGUGAGUCCCCUCCCCCAUCGGUUGCUCUGCUCCCCUCCCCUAUUGCUGUGCUCCCCUCCUCUGCUUUUGUAUAUUGAUGACUGUGACUGAAUCUGAAUCACUGUGUGACUGAAUCUGAAUGGUAUUACUGUGUGUGUGAUUUAAGUUGAAAUUGCAGUUCAGCUGAUUUAGUUGAGGCAUGUAGCAUGCUGAUUUACUGGAAGUCAUGAUGAUUCAUGAGUUCAGGCAUGCUGAUUUAGUUCAGCUUGUACUGAACUGAUUCUUUUUGUUUUUGUAUCACAGUGCACUGUCAAGUUUGACCAUUAGAUCAGAUUAUUCCCUAAAUCAUCUUGCUUUACUGUUCUAGGAGUUUGUAAAUGUAAUUCUAAAUGUGAUUGCAAUGUCAGCUUGAUUUAGGAUGUCGACAACAGAAAGUGAUGCAGCAGCUGGUGCACAUGCACCUGCAACUGAGACUGAAGGAGCUCAUCUCCUGAAAAGGAAUUCAGAUGAUGUGGGAUGGCAAUAUGGGAUUCUUGUUGAUCCUAACAACAAGGACAAGGUGAAGUGCAAGUUCUGUAACAAGGUGAUGCAAGGAGGGAUAUAUCGCUUGAAGCAGCAUGUUGCCCAUGAUGGGAAGAAUGCAACAAAAUGCCCAAAGAGCACAGAUGAAGCUAAAGAGAAGUGCCAGAAAUCACUAGAUGGUGCAAAAAGGAAGAGGGCAGACAAGGUGGUUCGUGAGCUUGAUCUUAGAGAGGAAGUGAAUGUAUCUCGGGUUGGAGAAGAGUCAGAGGAAGUCACCUGUGUUGGUAGUUCAGAGCCUCACAAAUUAGGGCCUAUGGACAAAUGGACAAAGGCUAUAGAUCCUAAAGCAAGCAGAAGUGAAUCUUUGCAGCAACAGAGGCUUAACAAGGAAUUGUGGAAAGAAAGAACACAUGAGGUGCACAAAUAUAUUGCAAGAUGGGUCUAUACUCAUGCAAUUUCAUUCAAUGCAUGUGACAAUGAUGAAUUCAAGCAGAUGUGUGAAGCAAUUGGCCAGUUUGGACCUGGACUUGAACCACCUACUCAGGAUUCUCUAAGAGAGAAAUUGCUAGAAGAAGAAUAUGCAAGAACCAAGAGCUUGCUGCAAGAACGUGAUGCCGAGAAGAUGAAGAAUGAGUGCUCUAUUAUGACUGAUGCUUGGAUAGAUAGGAAGCGGAGAAGCAUAAUGAAUCUGUGCACCAAUUGUGCUGAUGGAACAAGCUUUAUCAGCUCCAAAGAGAUGUCAGAUGUGUCACACACAAGUGAGGUCAUCUUUGAACUAGUGGACAAAGCAAUUGAAGACUUUGGUCCAGAAAAUGUUGUGCAAGUAGUGACAGAUAAUGCCUCUAACAACAUGGGAGCAAAGAAGCUACUGCUUGAGAAGAGACCAAAUAUUUUUUGGACCUCAUGUGCAACUCACACAAUUAAUCUGAUGCUCCAAGGAAUUGGCAAUCUUGCUCGGUUCAAGAAGGUGAUUGAGCAAGCAAAGGCAUUCACCAUAUUUGUCUAUGGGCACACUAGGACAUUGGAUUGCAUGAGGCAAUUCGCAGAGGGGAAAGAAAUAGUAAGGCCAGGAGUGACUAGGUUUGCUUCAACCUUUCUCACUUUGAAUAGCAUACUAGAGAAGAAGGACCAGCUAAGGAAGAUGGUGGUUCAUAGUAGGUGGGACUCAUUGAGGGAUGUGAAAUCGAAGAAAGGAAAAGAUGCCACAGCAAUUAUAUUGAAUCCAACCUUCUGGAAGGAUGUGAAGCUAACAGUGAGUGUUUUUGAGCCAUUGUUCAAGGUUCUCCGCUUGGUUGAUGGUGAUGUCAAGCCAUCCAUGGGUUUCGUUUAUGGAGAACUACUAAAGGCAAAUAGAGAGAUCAAGGAGACCUUGGGCAAUAAUGAGUCUCGGUACAAGGAGGUCAUUGCUGUUAUUGACAAGAAGAUGAAGGGAAGAUUUGAUUCUCCAUUGCAUUUGACAGCUUAUUUGCUGAAUCCACACUACAGUUAUGCUAGUCCAGCAAUCUUUGAUGAGCCCUCAAUAACAGAAGGAUUUAUUAGUUGUGUGGAGACCUAUUAUUAUCAUGAUGAGGAUAAGCAAGAUCAGGCUGCUCAUGUUGAUCUGAUAAAGUUUCAGAACAGGGAAAGACCAUUUAGCAAGAAGCUUGCAAGGACUUUCUAAAAUUUUGAUUACAACCCAGGUAGAGCAUCAUGGUGGCGGCUAUAUGGAACUGAAGUACCAGCCUUACAGAAGAUGGCAACAAGGAUCCUCUCUUUGACAUCAAGUGCCUCUGGUUGUGAAAGAAAUUGGAGCGGGUUUGAAGGAAUACACACUAAGAAGAGAAAUAGGCUUACUACAACACGUCUUAACAAGUUAGUCUACAUUCAAUUCAACUCCAAGCUGCUUAAUAAGAGAGAAAAAAUCAAGUCAAAGAAGAUCAGUGAUGUCCUCUUGUCUAAUGAUACAACUGAAGUUCAAGGCUUUCUGCAAGAGAAUGGAGAUGAAUGUGCAGUAGUUGUCUAUAGAGAUGAGGAGGAGGAAGAAGAGAUGGAAGGUACUGGGAUUCCUUGGUCUGUUCUUGGAGAUGCAGUGGGAGCAGAAGAACAACUUCAGCUGCGUAGGAGUGCUAGAGUGAGAGAGAUUUAUGAAGGAGAAGAGUUUGAAUCUGAGAAAGAAGAGUUUGAUGAAGAUGAGGAUGACUAUUUGGAACCUUAUUGAAGAAGGAAGAAUGGAAGAUGAAAUGGUAUAUUGGUAUGUCAGUAUGUGUGUCUCUGUCUUGAACUUGUGAACUGCUGGUGUGUGUGACUGUUUUUUUCCUUUUGUGAGAACUAUGCGGUGUCUGAACAAGACCUUUAUUUAUGCAUUGUGUUGUGCACUUGUAAUGCUUUCUUGUCCACUUGUCUGUGAUUCAAAUUUGCAAUUACUAGCUGCUGCUACUCUCCUUUGGUGUGUUCCUGGAAUGGAUGGGAGAUGGCUGGUAUUCAGAUAAGUAUCAACUUCCUAUUUAAGCCACCCAGGUAUGUCUACUACUCUCUCUUCUAUAUACAUUCAGCAGUAUAUGCUUCUAUAUAACUUAUUUAUUCAGCAUUUUCUGCUGUAUAUAAUAUAUAUAUAUAUAUAUGUUAUUUAGUAAAAUGGCAAAACGCCUAGAAACGCCUAGGCUGGCCUAGGCUAGCCUAGGCGCUAGGCUAGGGGUCAUCGCCUAGAGAGCGCCUAGCGCCUAGCUGAACUUUGUCCAAGCUAAAGGUUUUCUUCAUGGUGUUCUUCGAUCACAACCAUUUUCUUGGAUUUUGCAAUCAGUUCAGACUCUGAAAAAUGUUGCAUGUCUGAAUUCGCUCUGGUAGUCUGGUUUACUGUUAGCUAGAGACAUUACUCUGAUGGCAGUACUAUUGUUUUAGAAAAAAUCCAUUACACUAUUGUCUGUAUAUAUUCAAGAAUUGCUUCGACUAUGUCUGGUGACUACAUACAAAUUAUUUGCAUAGCAGCACGUUUUCACCAUCAAAUAGGGGUAUCAUAUGCUGGAAGUUUGUAUCACAGGGAUCUCUGGAUCAGGAGACGCUAUGAGCCCCAGAGGAUCAAAGAUCUUACACCCCUGUAUAUGUUGCUUUUUGAUAAACAUAAUAAUCUGAAUGUUUGCUAGGGAGGUUACUCAUAGCUUAUCUUUGUGGACUUCCUUUUUCUUUACACUUGAACUGUCGAACCAUAAUAUUGGUUGCUGGCAAGCUUUUACUACUUCCAUCUCGGUGUAACUGGUUUUGGUUUCUGAUGACAAAGAUAUGUGGGAUCAGUGUUUGGUUGAAACUCAAAACAAAGCUGAAUGGUUACCAUUUGAAAGCACAAACUGCAAAGAAAGGUAAUUCGAUACCAUUUGAUCUCUCUGGUUUGUAUCAACGAGUGCAGGCUGUUUGAUCUCUCUGGUUUUUAAAAAAAUGAAUGCCAUUGAAUAAAAAAGGAAUACAGAUCAUUUUUUUCAGACCUGAUGCUGAAUUUUUCAGCCUUUUGUUGAUCUGAUUUCACUAUAAGAUUUCAUGUCGUCAAUCACAAUGUUCCUGUUUUGUUCUACGUGAUUCCCACUCUGAGUUUAAUUAUAUCUUUGUACCUCAUGGAUUUUUAGGGGACAAAUGGUGAGAACUCAAUAAUUAGGAAGGGGACUGCAAAUAUUUCAGGAGACAAGCUAAUGGCUGACGACUCCAGCGAAUGAAGGGGAAAACACACUGAUGAUUUUAGGAAACAAGGGCUGAAUUUCCUUAUGAUCCUAUUCCAGAUUUUUAGGGGACAAAGGGUCAGAAUUAGGAAGGGGACUGCAUAGGUUUCAAGGAAAAGCUCACAACUCAAAAAUUAGAAAGGGGAAAUCACUGAAGACAAUAACCAAGCUGCUCAGUUAGUAUUGUUAUCUUAUUUGGGAAUAGUUAAUUUCACUUCCUUCUAGCCAUAGUUUAGGAUUUGGCAUUACUGCAGCAGAUACUUUCAUGGUUUACUGAUUGUGGUGGUGGAGAAAAAUUUAGGUAACAGGGGAAGGAAAGCAAAAGCCAAUGAUUAAUCAUUAGUAGGCUUGUUGGAUUACAGAAUAUCAAUUUUUUUGGUGAACAUGAGGUUAGUAUGUGUCCUUUGAACCUUCUUUCUAUCAUAGUUUGAUCUCUUUUUAUUUGAAGGGCUCAUGGGGUAAUGCGCUGACCAAGCAUGUUCAGUGCCAUGACCUCGAUGUUGUCCAGAUUCUCAUCACUUUGUCAACUUGAUCUGAAGAACUGCAGAGUUCUCUACAAGAGUAUUUGAUGAUCUGGUAAAGAUCUUCAUGAAUGUCUGAAUCUACAUAUUCAUAUGACACAUUGGGAACUAUAGGCUGCCUGUUGCCAGCUGCAACUGCAAGUAACGCAGCAUCCCCCUUCCUUUUCUUCUCAUUGAUUUCUUUAAUCUCAGCCAAUAGAAUGUAAUUUAAUAUGAGGAAGUAGUCUAAAAGCAGGUAGCUACCAAAGGAAGGAUAAUACGCAAUGAAAUAGAUUGUUUCAGCAUUAAUGCCUAGGAACAAUAGAACAUGUGCAUACCUUUUGCGCUCAGAUUCUUUGUAUCUUGUUGUUUGAAAUAGAAACUACAAUGGUCAAGAGACUUGUGAUAAUUUUUUGCAUAUAUUAAAGCCCAAAUUUUAUUAAAAUCUGACUGGCACAAGUGAUCUAGACAGUACACGUUUUCUGAAAUCAUAACCAUUGUUGUCUACUUGCUAAUUAAAAUGAUAUAGUUAAAUGUUGCUUCUUAUCUAACACCCGAACCAGUUGUUUAUUAUGGGCUGUAGCUACAACUGGAUUUAUUGGCUGUGCGCAUGCCUUUGCUGUUCUUGGCCCACUGGACUUUAAGCCCACCACGGCCAGAUGUUUGGUGGUUUGGGCGCCAAGUCCUUCACGGAGUUGCCCUCCGAAACUAAACGCGGGAUAUCAACCUUAUCUUUUGCCUACGAAAUUUUUAAGCGCGCCAAUUUCGUCCCUGUCGUUUCGUCGCGAUGCACAUGCCGGCGGCAGAGCCCUUGAUAUAUAAGCACAAGUCCCGCCUCCCCUUACGCGCGUGUAUUGUAUGAGAUCAGAGACGAGUGUUGCAACGAGUCUGCCGCAGUAGAAAAUGCCGACCAUGCUCAUCGUGUAGGCAAUCCCGGCGCCUUAGAGGAUCAAGAUCAGGGCAGGGGUAGGGUAAUCGCAUCACCACUCUGUCAGGUAGUAAUCGCGCCGCAAAUAGCUCAUAAACCUCAAGGUGAGGCGCCCUGCCUAUUUCAGGAGCAUCUUAAUUUGCAGAACCACUGUCAGAUGUGUUGUUGUCUCUGUUCAUCUUGAUCUUAUAUUUGUCGCCAGCCAUGGGAUCUUCAUACCAAAAUCUGUUGAGAAAAAGGGUGUACGCUCCUUCCACUCAGACAGUAUGGCACGAGCCAGAGCCAGAUAACAACAAAAUUAAUGAUUAAUUUCGUCUAUGCAAUUUGUUAAUAUCUGCUUCAUGUUUUCAUUUCUUCUUAUGUCACCAUCCGUUGCAGGUCGGUAAUGUUCCAUCAAAUUGAAAGGGCACACUUGUUAUCUCGCUGGGAUGUGGGUUGUGUGGUGUUCUGGAAAGGUAGCAUACUUAGUAAUUUUGGUGCCACAUAUUUGCGCCUAAUUUUAAUUGAUGAAGAGGUUUGUACAUGGAUUUAUUAUUUUUAUUAUGUUCGUGACAUGAUA
Panicum virgatum (switchgrass) is the source of this 7881-nucleotide messenger RNA. RefSeq lists its product as uncharacterized. The transcript is spliced from 7 exons. The coding region runs from base 2108 to 3871 and encodes 587 amino acids. The record is from RefSeq and is a predicted model, not a curated record. NCBI's taxonomy places the organism in Eukaryota, Viridiplantae, Streptophyta, Magnoliopsida, Poales, Poaceae. Gene Ontology annotation, molecular function: DNA binding.